AUGGAUCCCAACAACGGGAAGGACUCUAGCAACUCGCGUCGCUCAUCGACCCGACGCUCGCGUUCCUUGAGGCUGUCCACUGGUAGUGGUGCCGAUGAUGACUACGAUCUCAGUGCUAUGAUGGUGGCGGAUGGCUUCCGACCGUCCGAUAAUGCCACCUCUUCUUCUUCCAUGAACCCGACUUCAAACUCGAAUACCCAACCCGAAUCGUCAUUAUCAUCGACUGAAUCCUUUUCGCAACAAUCGGCAUCCACAAAGUCAUCACAGGCACCGCUUGUCUCUGGUGGAUCAGACGAAAUCGCACCUGCUAUCCGCAAUCGACCUUCUAGCAUCUCCAAGCCUCACCGAAAUCAUGAUUCUCUUGCUCUUCGAAACGACGGUACAUCAACUGCUGACCGAUCUCAUAUACGCAACAACCACAGUCUAUCGUCAGAUUCUCCGGUCAUUCGCGCCGAAAGUCCAUAUACAGGGCCCUCUGGUCCCUCUCAUCCGUACCAGAUGUAUCCUCAGCGAACAAUGAGUGUGGCUACUACAUCUACCGCCGCCAACGCAGCCAUACCAGAAGAUCGGUCUUACGGAGGCACUCAAGCUCCAACUCAUCCAUAUGCUCUUUACACACAGAACACCACCUCCGGCGAGAGCAGCACACCCUCGAUUCCAGUGGGAUUCAACGGCUUGGGAGGAACUUAUCAGCGACAACUAGGACCGGAUGGAGAAGAGGCAGGUGAUUUGGUCGGCCCAUUGGGCCAUAUGGAGGAACUGCCGCCCUACACCAGAUAUCCGGAUAACGCGUAUGUGCCUAAACCUGCAACACAAACACCAGUAUCGCCAGUAUCGCCCGUGUCGGAACCCUCAUCCCCCACCAGGGAAAUCCCAGGAGCUGGUGGAAUCGGUAUGGCAACUCGCGAUCCUGAAUUCUCAUCAACGGAUGAUGACCUAGCUUUGCCGAGGACCCGGCCUUCAGUCAGAAGCCAUGCCUCUGAGGCCAGCCAUCACGACAUCAACACCGCCGCCGCCGAAACGUCCGAGAAACCUGCUGUCAACAAAUGGCAACGUCGGGCAAAGAAGAAGCUCUGGGGAAUUGUACCUUACUGGGCUAUUUGCCUCCUGCUUGUUGGCUUGAUGCUCAUGGGCAUCAUCAUGGGUGCCGUUAUUGGAACUAUGCUCACGAAAAACCAUAACAAUAACCCAGAUGAACCCCCUGAUCCAAACGACAAAUAUUCUUACCAACCUCCAACCACGACAACAUAUGACCCUGAGAUCAUUACAACUAUACCGACUGACUUACCACCAAUGGCCAAAGGGCGUUUUGCACUUCCCAAUAUUGACCCCAGCCCUCAGAAUAGCAAUGCCUGCUUCAACGACUCGCAACAGUCAUCGGCCUGGUCCUGUGACAUUGUCAUCCCUAUGUGGUCGAUUCAAAUCGAUAGUGACACAAGCUCCAAGUCCAAACCUUGCUACAAUUUGACUCUCAAAGCUAUUGGUGAUAAGGACACCCCAUUUCCAUGGGGUGCUCAACCUCCCAGCAUUCCUCAGCCAACACGUAUGGUAUUAGUCAACGACACAUUGGAAAUUGCACGCGGUCCUGCUUGGUGGUUGAGGACAAAGUACAACAAGACUGUCAUCGUUUCCGAGAAGAAGUUUGGUGCUCUGAGCAAGCGAGGUUGGGACGGCAGCGACGAAUAUGAAGACUACAACUCUUUCCAUCGAUUCAAGAACAAGGCCCCCGUCAAUGCCAAGAAGGGCGAAAAGCCUUGGAUAUGCACAUGGCCAGACACUGUCAUCGAGUUCUUUAUCUACCCCAGUGAAAAUUCUUCGACCUAUCAUCCACCUCCUGCGACAACUACUGUUUACGAAGAUGCCACUACCACAUACAGCACCUACUCUAGCUCAUCCACAGCCGACUGGAACUCUUGGAAACAACCCCUGCCUGUAUUCCCUCAUGUUUACAAGAUGGUUGAGCGCCGAUUUCUAUGGGGUGAAGAAUCCGUGGCGACUUGCACUCAAUACGAGAUCAUUGGUGACGGAAGUGAGACGCAGCCGGUCACCAAAGAUGGCAAGAAGGUUGUAAUGGUCAUUGUUGAAGAGGAGAAUGAAGAUGUUGAUGAACUGGACCUUACCUUCACAAAGCGCUCAGACCUUGAGACCAAGAAAGCACUUCGACAGUUGCUGAAACGAACAAACCCGUCACUUACCGAUUGCGGUUGCUCAUGGACGUCACUAUAA
This is a messenger RNA of Fusarium redolens, 2226 nucleotides long. RefSeq lists its product as uncharacterized. The record is from RefSeq and is a predicted model, not a curated record. The transcript has 2 exons. Lineage: Eukaryota; Fungi; Ascomycota; Sordariomycetes; Hypocreales; Nectriaceae. Bases 1 to 2226 code for a protein of 741 amino acids.